Messenger RNA from Aspergillus udagawae, 1338 nucleotides. Its product is annotated as putative toxin biosynthesis protein. The transcript is spliced from 4 exons. The coding region runs from base 1 to 1338 and encodes 445 amino acids. NCBI's taxonomy places the organism in Eukaryota, Fungi, Ascomycota, Eurotiomycetes, Eurotiales, Aspergillaceae. The record is from RefSeq and is a predicted model, not a curated record.
AUGUCUUCGUCGUCGUCAUCAAUCUCAGGGCCUUUCCGCAUCGUGGAACAUGUGGUAGAAUGCCAACAUAUCAGAGAGUAUCCCGGAGCCACUGCGAACGAACAAGAAGACGUACUGCAUCUGGCAGUAAAACAAUACAUUCCACUCGAUAACCCUGAGCCCCAGCCUGGCGAUGUGACCAUACUCGCCGCUCACGCCAAUGGCUUCCCAAAGGAGCUGUAUGAACCACUCUGGGAGGAGAUAUAUGCGCGCUCCAAAGCCAAUGGGUUCCGCAUUAGAAGUAUCUGGAUGGCAGAUGUGGCGCACCAAGGACAAAGCAGCGUGCUCAAUGAGGAUCUUCUAGGAAAUGAUCCUAGCUGGUUUGAUCACCCCAGAGAUCUACUUCAUCUCGUCAAUGUCAAGCGCAAGGAAAUGCCCCGUCCAAUCGUCGGAAUCGGCCACAGCAUGGGCGGCGCUCACCUUGCGCAGCUAUGCCUAAUGCACCCCCGACUCAUCCACACCCUGGUGCUACUAGACCCAGUCAUCCAACGCCAAACCACCCAACUCGAGCCGCGACCCCUGUUCAAAGACCAGCUCGUCAUCGCCAAAACCACCCAACUCUCCACCUACCGCCGAGACAAGUGGCCGUCCCGCAAAGCCGCCGCAGAAGCCUUCAAGAAGAACCCCUUCUACCAAACCUGGGACCCCCGCGUCCUCGACCGCUGGAUCAGAUACGGCCUCCGAGACCUCCCUACCGCCAUCCACCCGCUAGAGGAGACCACAAUCUCCCAAGGCAGUGACCGGCCAGUCACUCUCACAACGACUCUCCACCAGGAGGUCUUCACCUUUUCGCGGCCCAACUACGACGGGCCACCGGGCAAAAACGUCCCGAUUAACCGGGUAACGCAUCCCGAUCUGAACCCCAAGCACGUUGGCUCGUUUCCUUUCUAUCGGCCGGAGCCGUCCCGUAUCUUCGGUCAGCUUGAGCACCUCCGUCCGAGCGUGUUGUAUAUCUUCGCCGGCAAGUCGGAGAUGUGUCUUCCCGACAUGAUGGCCGAUAAGAUGAAGAACACAGGCACGGGGCUUGGUGGCAGUGGCGGUGCGGCCGAGGGACGUGUGCGCGACGUUUAUCUCGAAAAAUAUGGUCAUUUGCUCGCCCAAGAGGCGCCCACUGAGUGCGGUGAGGCGGCGAGCCGAUGGCUCGGCAAAGAAUUGGAGCGAUGGAGGGCGGAGGAGCAAGCCUUCCGAGAGCAGUGGAGCAAGAAGUCAAAGGUCGAGAAAGUGACUAUCGAUUCACGGUGGAAAGAGCAUGUACCAGCGCCCGUGAGGCCUAAGAAGGAUUCUGAGGCCAAGUUGUAA